CGCGCCGCGAGAGCCGUUGGGGCGGCCCCGCCCCCGGCGGCUGCUGCGCACGCGCGUGGCGGCGGCUGGCGGCGGCUCGGGCCGGCGGCACCAUGAUGUGGUUCGGCGGCUCCAUCCCGGCCGCCAUCGCCGCCGCCAAGCAGCGGAGCUCGGUCUUCGUCGUGUUCGUGUCAGGUGAGGAUGAACAAUCCACUGAGAUGGCUGCAAGGUGGGAAGACGAGAAGGUGACUGAAGCUGCCUCGGAGGGUUUUGUUGCUAUUAAAAUUGACACCAAAAGUGAAGCAUGCCUGCAGUUUUCUCAAAUUUAUCCUGUAGUGUGCGUUCCAUCCAGUUUCUUUAUUGGAGACAAUGGAAUCCCUUUGGAAGUAAUUGCUGGCAGUGUUUCUGUUGAAGAGCUUGUCACCAGAAUCCAUAAAGUAAAACAGAUGCACACAGUAAAAGGGCAGCCUCUGGAAAAUGGAGACCAGUCAUCUGCUCCGUGUCCCUCCUUUCAGUCUGACAGUGCUCCAGAAAAUACGCAGUCCAGAGCAGUAGAGUUAUGUGAUUCUCAUGAGUCUGGUGUGUCUGAGACGAGACCUUCUGCUGGUAAUGAUGGAGUAAAUUCAGGUCAAGCGAGCCAGUUGCCAGGAAGCCAGGAAGCAACUAAUUCUUCAGAUGAGCAAGUGAGUGAUGCUCAGCCUGUGAAUGAUCUUACAGUCAGAGUAGAAAGAAUAACAAAAAAGCUUGAAGAAAGACGAGAAGAGAAAAGAAAAGAAGAAGAACAGAAAGAAAUUAAGAAAGAAAUUGAACGGAGAAAAACUGGUAAAGAAAUGUUGGAGUACAAACGACGACAGGAAGAAGAAUUGACGAAACGAAUGUUAGAGGAAAGGAACAGAGAAAAGGCAGAAGAGAAAGCAGCUAGAGAGCGUAUAAGACAACAGAUUGCAAUGGACCGUGCUGAGAGAGCAGCUCGCUUUGCAAAAUCAAAGGAAGAAGCAGAAGCUGCAAAAGCUGCAGCUCUUCAGGCUAAACAGGCUGAAAUAGAGGCCAGAAAAGAAGCAUCUCAAAAGGAGCGAAGUGCAAUAGCCAGGAUUCAGUUCCGCCUCCCGGAUGGAUCUUCCUUUACUAACCAGUUUCCAUCUGAAGCGCGGCUGGAAGAAGCAAGGCAGUUUGCUGCACAGACUGUUGGUAAUGCUUAUGGCAAUUUUUCACUGGCAACAAUGUUUCCCAGAAGGGAGUUUACCAAAGAAGAUUAUGGAAAGAAAUUAUUGGAGCUAGAGUUAGCACCCAGUGCUUCAGUAGUGUUGCUGCCGGCGGGAAGACCUGCUACUUCUGUUGUUCAGGCCUCAGGUGGUGAUCUGUGGAAGUUCUUGGGCACAAUACUUUAUCCCCUCUUAGCAGUUUGGAGAUUUAUUAGCAACUUCCUCUUUACCAGUCCACCCCCCUCACAAUCUACUGCGAGAACAGCACAUCCACAAGAACAUUCAAAUCCUUCAGCAUCUAGCAGCAUUGAGCAAAGCAGGCAAGCAGUCAGAAAACGAGUAACAGAAAAGCGGGGGGAAGACUUCAAAAAAGAAGGCAAAAUAUAUAGACUGAGGACUCAAGAUGAUGGAGAAGAUGAAAACAAUACAUGGAAUGGAAAUUCUACACAACAAAUGUAGUUUUAAGUAACUGCAGUAACUGCUAUCUGGUGUUUUUUUUUUUUUUUUCUUUUUUUCUUUCUUUCCAUAUUUGAUUUAAGUCAACUAAAGCUUCUGGACAUGUGGGGCUGAUCUUACACUGACUGAAUUACAAAAUUCUUAUUCCUGCAGUAGAGCAUGGAAUAAAGUUACCUAAGUCAGAAAAAUCAAGUGGGUGUAGCUGAGGCCUAGAAGCUCAAAGAAUUAAAGAUUGAAAAAUCUCCAUCGGCUUUCAUAAUCAUUAGCCCUACUGCCGUAGGAAGGCACUUUUUAAUCUAUAAAUAUUCUGCUAUGUAAACUUAAGGGCCAGAUAUUAAUAUAAAGGUUGGGGUAGGCAGUGACUGAUUAAGAUGAGGGUUUCAGAAGCACUAUAAGUAGCAAAUCAGAUAACUAAUUUAUGUUUAACUUUUUCUCGCUUCUGCAGCUGCAAGCAAAACCUUGUAGUUUUUAAUUCCCCAAGCACUCAAUAAAAUGUUUUUCAGAAAACAGAA
Molecule: messenger RNA, 2149 nt
Organism: Dromaius novaehollandiae (emu)
Lineage: Eukaryota; Metazoa; Chordata; Aves; Casuariiformes; Dromaiidae
Gene: UBXN4
Product: UBX domain protein 4
Exons: 13
Coding region: 93-1640 (515 amino acids)
Cellular component (GO): endoplasmic reticulum
Molecular function (GO): protein binding
Source: RefSeq, a predicted model, not a curated record